AAGACAGCCAGUAAACAAAGGGUUUUCUUCUGCCUUCGACCGUAUGGAAAGUCCAAGUUAAAGUGCGCAUGCGCUGCUAUGAAGGGGACUUCUCCAAAAAAAAAAAACAUCUGUAGGCUAUAUGAGUCUGUGUUAGUCCCUCGGAAGAGUAAAGUGUCACUGCCACAUGAACGAUGCACAACUCGGACCCUCUGUCUCUGAGCCCGUUGAGGGCUGACAACAGCCAAUUAACUACAGUGAAGGAGAGAUCCACGCUCAGUCAGGUGAUAAGGUGUAAGGCUGCCAGCAUGGAGAGAAUCCUCCAGCUGGUGCACCGGGUGGCGCAGAAGAGCUGCAUAAGAGCCUGCGAGCUGUUCUGCUGCCCCAUAGACACCGUGCUGUAUGAAAAGGUCACGUGUUGCUCAGCUCGAACUCAACAAACUAUGGAUGCUAAAACUGCACAAGCACUGGCAAUCCGGAGUCCGCCGUCGACCAUUUUAAUCGUGAACAUCUGCAACUCAACCUUGAUCGACUGCGUCAUUGGCAACGACACCUACCCAUCUGUGAUGGCGGAGAGUCAGCCUCUGAUGACUGAACCUCAGUUCCACAUGCACGAUCUGGCCAGGUGCAGCUACAGCUGUGGACAGCAGGGGCCAGCACAGACCACCCCUGCUCCCCUGCCGUCAGCUGAGCCUCCACACAUCAACAUCCACAGUUCCCGGCUCAACUGUGUCAUCUUCGGAGACAACAACUACAUGCAUGCCGACCAGAGCCACUCGACAGAAGCAGAGGAAGUGUGACGCUUUGGACGCACAGAGCUGACACUCACACUACCCACUCACCUGAAACUGGCAUCUUUGGAGGGAAAACAACUUUAACUCAGUGUUCGGUAAAACAAUCUCCUGACCACUGUUCGCCACAAUCUAUGUUCUGACAGUUGUCAUGGGCUUGGCCACCAUUGGCUUAUAGACCUAAUAUCUGUCUUUUUUUUACUCUGUCAAAAUGAGUUUUAGGGUUACAUCUAACAGAGCUGGAACCAGUUACUUUAAAUGAUAAAUCAGUGACUGCAGAUCACCGAGUCAUUGUUUCAGCUCUGCUAUUUUGACCUUUGACUUCCAUAGCAGUAUCGGCUCUGGUUUUGGGUCUGACGUGACUCAAUCCAGGUCUCGGCACUGAUUUAGAAACAUAACCAUCGCUCAUCAUCACAGUUCUCCAAGUGUUGCAAGUGUCUGUACGCACAAACAAACGUCAGCUCUCCAAUUUUAUCCUGAAAAUAACGGUUUCCUGUUUCGCAAUGUUGGGCCUUCUGCUCCUCUGUCAGAUGUGAGGACAUAAAGUUGGGAUUAUUUUACUGCAUUAAUUUCCCUCACGGAUGUGACUUUGGCCUGACUCAUCUCUCUAUGAUCUUUUGAUCUCUCUGUGUUUGAUGUGUAGCGGUCAGAUAUGCUGACUAGUGUACUAAGUUUUGAAAGAUGUGAAGAUGUGUUGCUGUAUAAUUCAGUUCCCCAGCUUGUUGUAUAUUGUGUGAUUGCAGGAACAAGCAGUGUUGGAAUGCUGUUUGACUGUGACUGAAAUCCUUAUCAUGUCAUGAUAAAGGCGUUGACAUACGUUCAAAUGUAUGGCCUAUGGUCAUUAACAGUAGACUACUUAGUAGUGUUUGUUGCUGGAAGUCAUGUUGAUUUCUUGGAAUUGUAUUUUCUUGUUUUUAAUCUUAAAUCAUUGUUUUACUGAGGUCAACCUGUACAUAGAAUAUGGAGUAAGAGGACUUUGGAUUAAAGGUGCUACUAUUUUGUCUGCUCAUAUCUUUACAUACAGUAUGAUAUGAUGCUGAUAUGCUCCAUGUUACCUUCACACUAUGUACUACUUAUCUUAAUCUUCUGAAAUUAAUGCUUGUAUGUAUUUUAUUUUGUUAUACACUGUACGUUUUAAAUGGCAAGAACAUGUUUUUACAUUUUUAACGAAAGAACAAAGAAAAAAUACAGAGUUUGAUCAGGAA
Molecule: messenger RNA, 1975 nt
Organism: Acanthopagrus latus (yellowfin seabream)
Lineage: Eukaryota; Metazoa; Chordata; Actinopteri; Spariformes; Sparidae
Exons: 5
Coding region: 174-779 (201 amino acids)
Source: RefSeq, a predicted model, not a curated record